Molecule: messenger RNA, 2043 nt
Organism: Spinacia oleracea (spinach)
Lineage: Eukaryota; Viridiplantae; Streptophyta; Magnoliopsida; Caryophyllales; Amaranthaceae
Product: protein PLASTID TRANSCRIPTIONALLY ACTIVE 14
Exons: 15
Coding region: 107-1582 (491 amino acids)
Biological process (GO): plastid transcription; thylakoid membrane organization; chloroplast organization
Cellular component (GO): plastid-encoded plastid RNA polymerase complex; chloroplast thylakoid
Molecular function (GO): protein binding; protein-lysine N-methyltransferase activity
Source: RefSeq, a predicted model, not a curated record
GCAUCGGUCAAAAUUUGGCAGGCCCGGAAAAUAUUUCAAGCUCAGGAAGUAAGGAUAACGUUCCCUGCGGCAACCCAAAAACAAAAACCUUGGCUGAAUUAGAUAGAUGACUUCACAUUCCAUUUCCAUGGCUUCCACCAUUCUUCUUCACCACUCUCCUCACCGCUUCCUCUCCAAUUUUCAGCUUUGUAGUUUCAACAAUGGCUUCCCAACUGCAAGAAAGCCGAAUUCUACAGUUAGCACUUCAGAAAACACACUCCGACCCGUCAAAUCUUUGGUUGAGACUUCUUCAUUUCCGUUGUUUCAAGAACCCCAAAUCGUAGAAACUACUUCCGAGAUGAAUUUAGCAGACCCGGAUUUCUAUAAGAUAGGAUAUGUUCGAAGUUUUAGAGCUUAUGGUGUUGAAUUCAGAGAGGGCCCUGAUGGGUUUGGUGUCUUUGCUUCUAAAGAUAUUGAGCCGCUUCGUCGUGCGCGGAUGAUAAUGGAAAUUCCGUUGGAACUGAUGUUAACAAUUAGCAAAAGGCUCCCAUGGAUGUUCUUUCCAGAUAUCGUGCCAGUUGGCCAUCCCAUAUUCGAUAUUAUAAACUCCACCGAUCCGAAGACAGACUGGGACUUGAGGUUGGCAUGCCUUCUUUUGCUUGCUUUUGACCAGGAGGACAACUUCUGGCAAUUAUAUGGUGACUUCUUGCCAAGUGCUGACGAGUGCACUAGCUUACUUCUUGCAACUGAGGAGGAUCUUUUGGAGUUGCAGGACGAAAGUUUGGAGCUAACAAUGAGAGAACAACAACAUCGUUGCCUAGAGUUUUGGGAAAAGAACUGGCAUUCUGCUGCACCUCUCAAAAUAAAGCGUUUGGCACGUGAUCCUAAGAUAUUCAUGUGGGCUGCUAGUAUCGCUCAAACGCGUUGCAUAAACAUGGAGAUGAGAAUUGGUGCCCUAAUACAAGAUGCAAAUGUUUUGGUUCCUUAUGCCGAUAUGUUAAACCACUCUUUUCAGCCCAAUUGUUUUUUCCAUUGGCGUUUUAAAGACCGGAUGCUCGAGGUUAUGAUAAAUCCUGGAAGUAGGAUAAAGAAAGGGGAGGAGAUGACUGUAAACUACCUGAGUGGACAGCAGAACAAUAUAUUUAUGCAAAGAUUUGGGUUCUCCUCAGCUGUGAACCCUUGGGAUGCCAUAUGUUUCUCUGGUGAUUCCCGGAUACAUUUGGAUACAUUCUUGUCUGUCUUCAACAUUACUGGUCUUCGACAAGAAUAUUAUUACAAUACAGGUAAAUCAGCAAAAGAAGGAGAUAGUUUUGUUGAUGGAGCAGUCAUUGCUGCAGCUAGAACAUUGCCCACUUGGUCAGAUAGAGAUGUGCCGAUUAUUCCUAGUGUAGAAAGAAAGGCAGCAAAGGAGUUACAGGAACAAUGCCAUGAAAUUCUUGCCAAAUAUCCCACAACAGCUAAGCAGGAUCAACAGAUUUUAGAUGCUACAGAGGAUGGUCGAAGAACACUGGAAGCUGCAAUCAAGUACCGAUUGCAUCGGAAAUUGUUUAUAGGGAAGGUCAUUGAUGCUUUGGAGAUUUAUCAGGACAGAAUUUUGUUUUAAGUGGUUGGUUUAUCAAAACUAUGGUAACCACUGAAAUUCAAUUAGGAAUGCUACAUGUUGGGACUAUUUUUGAUGUGGAUCGCAGUGAUCAUUAUUUGGCUGUCCGUCCUUGGUGUUGAUCAGGGAGAAGCUCUUGCCAUUCUCAAACGACAUUCGGAAGGAAAGGGAGAACUGAAAAGUUAAAACUUGAGGAAGGGAAACAAACUCGGUAACAAAUGCUCUGUACAGAACAGGCGAGUGCGACUUGAAAAUGUAUGGUUCAUGUGGAUAGUUUUAACUCCUCUCCAAAAUUUCUGUGUAAAGAUGUUUUAUGAUGAUAAUGCAACCUGGUGGUAGAAGUCCUAUUCCAUCAAGAACUUAGGCUUGUAACAUUCUAUCCCUGGAGUAGGUCAACUGUAACAUUGUAUUCCCUUAAUAAGGGCCAUUGAGGUUCAAAUCACAAUUACAGUAAAUUCUAUCAA